AUGGCGCCCCAGAAGCCCCGCUGCAACUUCAAGGAAUGCAGGUCCGCCGCCCAGCGAAUCGUCGGCGACUGCGGUUUCUGCGAUGGACACUUCUGCGCGAAGCACCGGUUACUAGAGGAUCACAAGUGCAGCGGAUUAGAAGACGUAAGCAUGAGCCCAACUCCCUCAGAAUCCAGCGACAGCGAAGACUGGGCCACAGAGUGGUGGCUGGUCGGGCUGGCCGAGUAUCUCGUAGACUCUGGUCUUCUCGAGGAGGAAUGCGGUGGUGGUUCAUGUCCCCCUUCAGAUUCACGUGUGCUAACUCCAAAUGACAAAUGCAGUGCAAGAAAGAAUCGCACGAGCGAAACGCGGCUCAGCUCGAGUCCGAGCGGACGCAGGUCAUCCGGGGAGUAUAAGGACCGGUCCGCCCCUCGAUCGUCUCGCAUGACAGCUAGACGACGCCGUCGUUCCCCGCCGGGAGUCCGACCGCGAGCCCGCGCUCCCAUCUUCUCUUCAUCCAACCCCCGUCUCUCUACCACACACGACACCCGUUAG
Molecule: messenger RNA, 534 nt
Organism: Daldinia childiae
Lineage: Eukaryota; Fungi; Ascomycota; Sordariomycetes; Xylariales; Hypoxylaceae
Product: AN1-type zinc finger protein TMC1
Exons: 1
Coding region: 1-534 (177 amino acids)
Molecular function (GO): zinc ion binding
Source: RefSeq, a predicted model, not a curated record